AUUGUUCCCUGGGGCUUUGUAUUAACGUUGACAUCGAUAUUCAAACGACGACAAACAGUAUAAUAUUUCUUUCUCUUUCAUUCGGGGUUUGUGUAUACCCUCACCUUUUUUUUUUUUUUUUUUUUUUUAUAAACGAGUAAAACCCUCCCUCACAGUCUACUCAUUUUUCUCUAGCUCAGUUGUUCCUCGUCAUUCAAAACGAGCACUUCGUUUAUUCAUACAAAUAUAAAUGCACACGUGCUUUAAUAAAUUUUUUUGUUUUUUUCAACUAUUAAUUUAUACAGUAAUUAAUAAUAUUAUAACAAACAAUACAGUGUUAUAUUUGUUUAAUUAAUAAACAUGUCAAUUUUAUAAAAAAUCUAAAAAAUUAGUGGGUUUUUUAAAUAAAUAAUUUUCUUUACGUGGAAUGUUUUCAAAUGAAAAAAAUAUAUGUAAAAUUAAAAAAUCAUUAAAAAUGAUUGACUCAACAAGUAGUACACAAGGUACAAGUGGUUUAGCAACAGCAUUACGUGAUAAAUCAACAUGUACAAUACCAGUACAACCAAAUCGUUCAUUACCAGUACGUCCAGCACCUCAUAUACCAUGUAGAAGUUUACAACCACGUCAUGGAACAUCAUCAUCAACAUCAACAUCAACAACAACAUCAUCAUCAUCAUCAUUAUCAACAUCACAAAAUUUACAAGAUAAACAAACAAUUGAUAAAAAAAAUCAAUCAGCAAUUGAAAGUGCAUUGACAAAUCAAAAAUUAUCACAACCAACACUUGGACUUAUUAGAAUUGUACCAAAUUGGCAAAAUGAAUUACGUAUACCAUUUAUUAAUAUUGUUGGUAUAACACAUCAUUCACAAACUAAUAAUGAUAAAAAUAAUUUACAAAAUACAAAUAUAAAUAAUAAUAAUAAUACAAAUCGUCAAGGAAGAAAAAGACAACUAUCUGAACGUGAUGAUAGAGUAAGUACAUCUGAUUGUUUAAUUGACAUAUCAAAUAGUCCAGAAAGAGAUAAUUUAAUUAAUAAAAUUAAUGAUAAUCAAUUAAAUAAUAAUAGCACAAUUAAUAAUAAUGAUGUUAAAAAAAAAAAACGUAAAAAAUCUAAAAAAGAUGAUGAUGAAGAUGAUAAUGAUUGUGAUAAAUUAAAAAUAGUACCACCAUUGAGAUUAAAAAAAAUUCAAACAUUACAAAAAAAUAAUAAUGAUGAUGUUAAUGUUAAUGAUAAUAAUAACAAUAAUAAUUUAUCUAAAUUAAAAUUACGUGAAUUAAAAAAAAAAACAAAUGAACUUGGACGUGAAAUGUUAAAAAAUGCAUUAAAUUCUGAUAAUUCUGUACAAGAUACAAUUAAAUCAUAUGAAGAACAAAUUGAAAAAUUAACAAAUUUAUUAAAAUUUAAAGGUAAAAAUAAAAAUGAUGAUAAUAAUAAUAAUAAUAAUAAUGAUUGUCAUAUUGAAGAACGUAAUAAAGGAUCAAUUGUAACAUCAACUGAAUAUGUUAAUAAAAAUUAUAAUAAUUAUAUAACAACAUCACCAGAACCACCAAAAUUAUCACCUCGUUAUAUAACAAAUUAUGAAUUGACUGAAACACCAAAUGAGAUACGUGAUAGUCCACCAACAUUACCAAAUGCAACAAUUGGCGACAUAGAAAUAACCUGGACUGAAACAAAAGAUUAUAAUGUUGUUAAAAAUUCAAAUAUUUAUAAAUCAAUUGAUGAUUUAAUUGAAACUAAUAAUGAUAAUAGAAAAUCACCAAUUAUUGGAUCAUCAAUAAUAACAACAACAGCUGUUGAUAUUCAUGAUGAUGAUGAUGAUGUAACUAUUGAUGAAAAACCAGAGCUACUUGAUUUAUCAAAAUCAGAUUUACAUGAUUUAUCAUUAACACUUAAUAAUGAUAAUAAUAAUGAUAGCUAUAAUGAUAUGAAAACAUUGGAUAUGCCAAUAAUUUGUGAUACAAUUGAUGUUAAUAAUCAUGAUAAUAAUAAUAUAAUUAAAAAUGAUUAUGAUAAAUCAAUAUGUGAUUCUGAUAAAAUGAUAAUUGAUACAACAAGUGUAUUACAAGAAUUUGAUAAUUGUGUUGAUACAAUUGUUACACCAAAAAUUGAUGAUACAAUUGAAAUUGAUUGUGAUGAUGAUGUUAAUAAUGUAAAUGAUAAUAUUAUUAUUGAUAAUAAUAAAAAAUCAACAGCAACAUCAGUUAUAACAUCAACAUGUGAUUUAAAAUUAUCACAAGAUACAACAAAAAAUAUUAUACAAGAUAAUUCAUUAGUUAUUGAUAAUAAUAAUAAAAUUAAAGAAUUAUCAAUUGCUGAUCAAUUUCCAACAUUGGCUAGUUGGUUUGAAAAUGGUGGUAAUAAUAAUAAUAAUAAUAAUAAUAAUAAUGGUCUCAAUAAUUAUUCGUAUGGUAAACAUGAUGAUAAUAAUUUACAUGCUGGACAACAACAUAAUACGGCAUCAUCAUCAUCAUCAGUUGAAUCAAAUUUACCAAUUGUACAAAAUUUAUCAAUAACAAAAAGUAUAGAAAAAGCUAUGAAUAAAAAAAGAAAAAGAAUUGUUGAUGAUACAAUUACAACGGGUUAUCAACCAAAUAAUAGUGCUGAUGUUAAUCGAUGGAAUAAUCAAAUAUGGCAAGGAAUUCAACAACAACAUCAACAACUACGACAACAACAGCAACAGCAACAACAACAAUCAUUAAUAAAUUAUUCAAGUACUCCUGUUAUAACAAACGUAACGAGUAUUUCAAAUGCGGCAACGAUACCAAUAUUACAACAUCAACAACAACAGCAGCAUCAACAACAACAGCAGCAGCAGCAGCAGCAGCAACAACAUCAACAACAGCAACCAUUACCGAAUUAUAGAAAUUCAAGUACUCCGGUUAUAACAAAUGUACCAAGUGCUCCAUCAAUUGUACCAGGACAGUUACAACAACAACAACAACAGCAACAACUACAACAACAGCCAAUAUUACAGCAGCAGCAGCAGCAACAACAACAACAACAGCCAAUACAAAAUUAUAGAAAUUCUAAUACACCAAUUAUAACGAAUGUAACAAGUAUUCCAACUCCAUUAAAUAUGUCAAUAACACAAGGACAAAUACAACAACAACAACAGCAACAUCAACAGAAACAACUACAGCAACAGCAACAACAACAAUAUCCACAAAUGCAACAAAUUCCUUCUGGCUACUCAAUGGGAAGACUUUAUCCUGGAAAAUAUCCAAUGGAAGCAUAUGGAUUGUCACCAUAUUCACCUUAUGCACAUCCACCAUCAAUGCCAACAGCAGCUGGUCUCUGGAGCAAUCCACUAUUUCAUUAUCCUCAUCUUCGUGCACCAGGUAUAUUAAAUACCCAACAAGUACCAAGGCAUCCAAUACCACCAUAUUCUUUACCACAAACCCACACAUCAUUACCAUCAUCAUCAUCAUCAUCGUCAGCAACAACAUCAACACCAUCUUCAACAGCAUCAGCAUUACCAACAGGAUCAUAUCAUCAUCAACAACAACAGCAACAACAAACAUCUACUCAAUCAACAAAAGAACCAAAACGUUCACAAAAAAAAAAUGAUAAUACACGUUCAACAUCUAGAAAAGAUUAUUCACAAUUAAAAUUACAACAAGAUGUUAUAAAUAAUUCACAAAAUCAACAUCAACAAACACUUAAUAAUGCUCAAUAUUCAAGAAUGUAUAAUGAACAUAUUUAUCAUACUACAAAUGAACAAUUAAAUCAACAAUUAUCAUAUAGAAAUGGAUGGGGAACAACAAUGUUACCACAAAAUUAUCGUAUUGAUACAAAUUGGACAUCAAAUCCAGCAAAUUUAAUUGCUGCAUUAUCACCAGUAACAAUGCAAAAUUAUGCAACUGGACAAACAUUAAAUAAAAAAAGAAAAUUAAAUAAUAAUAAUAAUAAUAAUAGUACAAAUUUAUUAUUAAGAAAUUGUGAAACACCAAAUCUUGGUGAAAUUAAUUAUAGUUUAAAUAAUUCAGAUUCAUUACGUUGUUCAAAUUGUUCAUCACGUGGACCAUUAUUUAAAUGUCUUGGUUGUGAAGCUGUUUAUUAUUGUGAUGAAUCAUGCCAAGUUAGACAUUGGAAUACACAUGUACUUAGUUGUCCAAAAAUUAUGCCUAAAUUACGUAAAGUUGUGCUCAAUUAAUUAUUAAAUUAAUAUAUAUUAAUAUUUAAGAAGAAA
Messenger RNA from Aphidius gifuensis, 4168 nucleotides. RefSeq names its product homeobox protein 5-like. Lineage: Eukaryota; Metazoa; Arthropoda; Insecta; Hymenoptera; Braconidae. The coding region runs from base 407 to 4132 and encodes 1241 amino acids. The record is from RefSeq and is a predicted model, not a curated record. The transcript is spliced from 5 exons.